Molecule: messenger RNA, 1767 nt
Organism: Eriocheir sinensis (Chinese mitten crab)
Lineage: Eukaryota; Metazoa; Arthropoda; Malacostraca; Decapoda; Varunidae
Exons: 2
Coding region: 921-1622 (233 amino acids)
Source: RefSeq, a predicted model, not a curated record
AAUUUUACAUCAGGAAUCACUUAUCUGCCGAAGUGAGCAUUCCACAUGAGAUACACUGCUGCUGCUGCGCCCGCCAGUUGGCUUGUUGCUCUCGCGCUUACCAGACGUCCCCUCUCAAGCCUGGCGGCCUUCAUCCCGUCAUCCAAAUUUGGAGCGGAAAGGCGUGCCACAGUCUGUUAUCCGUUUAGGAGCUGACUGCAACACCACCCGUCAUCCGUUUAGGAGCGGGUGCAUACCCAUUAGUGGGGGUUUUGGGGCUUACGGCCCUGUUGAUGAUAUCUUGCCUCCGUACUCUGAGGCGGCCAUGAUGUCGUCUUCUGAGCACGACUCUCGCUUGUCGGACGUGGAGGACGGCUCAGGACAUGCUAGUUCACACUCGAAGACGCACUCCUCCCGCAAGCAUUCCAGCAAGGGCCCCCGCACCUCGCAUCGGGAUAGUUCUCGAAGUGUUCGACGGCACGAAUAUGUUGGCAAGCGCAGUGUUGGUGAGUCGGGGAAGGCGGCCAAUGAUGCUCACUCUGCUUGCUUCCCAUCUACUUCACGGGCUGCCGGCCAUCGUGAUGCUUCCCCUGUCCCACCCUGGAAUAUGGUUCUGGACGCUAUUGCUGAAUUACGGAGUGAAGUUAACGAGUUGAAAGAAGAUAAAGUGUGGUGUUGGUGGUGGCGCUAACGGCGCACAUAGCAGUGUAAACACCGACGCACCUCCCAGUGUAAACAACAGCCGGGCGGUGCUUACUCCCGCCCCUAUCUCGCCCGCCACAUUCUCUGGGUUUGCUGCCGAUGUACCUUACGUCUCUGGUGAUGACGAUGACAAGGAUUCAGUGCAUGAUCCACAGUCAGUAAGUGUCCUUCAGCGGUGUGCCGAGGUCUAUGGUCCCGUGGAUGCACUUGGGGCCGACAUUGAUGGGCGGGUGGCUGGCAUGGUGAAUCAUGUUUUUGACCACGGGCUGAGAGAGGAAGAGUACAAGGAAAUUCUAGAGGAUGACGCUAUCAAGAGACCCAGUAAUUGUGUAGCGUUGUCUCCAGUGGAAUGUAACGCUCAGAUCUUGGAUGCACUUAAACCUGACGCCAAGAAAACAGACCACCGUAUGAAGGGCGUUGGUAAGGACAUUGUCAUGGCAGCCACUAUUUUGACAAAGUCUCUCACAGUGUUGGACAGGUUUGCUCAGACUGGACAUCCACAAGUUGCCCAGGAAGUUGCUCUGCUUAAUGGUGCCCUCGGCCUGCUGGGGAAUGCUCACCAUAAAAAUAACCUGACGCGCCGGUUUAUCAUCAAAAGAGAAAUCAAUCAGAAAUAUGCACACCUGUGUUCCGACAAGGUCCCCAUGACUCGAUUCCUGUUUGGCGAUGACGUCUCUCAAGCAGCAAAACACAUUGAGGAGGCGGAAAAAUUGAAGACAAAGUUCACCAACAAGAAACAGCUGCCCUCUACAUCAAGAUUUGCUGGAUGGAAGUCCAGAGGCUCACAAGGUAUCCCUGCUUACAAGGGGUUUGCCUCCAGGUUCCAGCCUUACGGGCAGCAUAUGUAUGGCCACAAGGGUGAACACCGGCAGUCUUCCCUUCGCCUGGGCUCGGAUCCAAAAAACUACCGCGGCCGGGGUCGCCCCAUGCCCCGGCGGUAAAUGUGAUGCCUUCAGAAACUUCGGGCAGAGGUGGCGCGGGGAUGGUUGAUUGUGCCACUGUGGCCAUCCCAACCAUGGAUGAGUGUGCUUCUCAGGCUGCUCAUCAGGGAGCCACUUCUGUUACCGCGACGGAGGUACCUACUGC